AUGUGGGAAGAUCAGCUUGUCCUCAACUUUGAGGUUCUCCUCAAUCUCCCCGUGAGCCCAGUCCCCAGCAAAGGCAAUGCAUAUUCAGUCUCUUCCAAUGACAACGGGGGCAAGUCUGAUUCAGUGGCCAACUUACAACCUCAGCCAUCCCUCAACUCCAUUCAGAGCUCUCCUGGCCCCAAGCGCUCAACCAACACCCUGAAGAAAUGGUUGACUAGUCCCGUGCGCCGGCUGAACAGCGGGAAGACCGAAAGCAACAUCAAGAAACAAAAGAAGGUGCGAGAUGGCAGGAAGAGCUUUGACCUCGGCUCACCAAAGACCGGAGAUGAAACCACUCCGCAAGGAGACAGCGCAGAUGAGAAGAGCAAGAAGGGUUGGGGAGAAGAUGAACCAGACGAAGAGUCUCACACACCUCUUCCUCCUCCCAUGAAGAUUUUUGACAAUGAUCCAACCCAAGAUGAGAUGUCCUCUUCUUUGCUAGCUGCUCGACAGAGCUCCUCCGAUGUCCCAACUGCUGCGGACCUUGUCAGUGCAAUAGAAAAGUUGGUCAAAAGUAAGCUGACCCUUGAAGGAGGAUCUUACCGAGGAAGCUUAAAAGAUGCCACUGGCUGCUUAAAUGAAGGAAUGACGCCUUCAACUCCCCCACGAAACCUUGAAGAGGAACAAAAAGCCAAAGCAAUGAGAGGCAGGAUGUUUGUCUUAAAUGAGCUGGUACAGACUGAAAAAGACUACGUCAAAGACUUGGGAACUGUUGUGGAGGGCUUCAUGAAGAGGAUAGAUGAAAAAGGUGUUUCUGAAGAUAUGAAAGGGAAAGACAAGAUUGUAUUUGGCAAUAUUCACCAGAUCUAUGACUGGCAUAAAGACUUUUUCCUGGCUGAACUGGAAAAAUGUCUUCAAGAACCUGACCGUUUAGCACAGCUUUUUAUUAAGCAUGAACGGCGAUUACACAUGUAUGUGGUAUAUUGCCAAAACAAGCCACGAUCUGAAUAUAUAGUAGCUGAGUAUGAGGCAUACUUUGAGGAGGUUCAACAGGAAGUAAGCCAACGGCUAACCAUCAGUGACUUUCUGAUCAAACCCAUUCAAAGAAUAACUAAAUAUCAGCUUCUUCUCAAGGACUUCCUGAGGUACAGUGAAAAAGCUGGUCUGGAGUGCUCUGAUAUAGAGAAAGCAGUUGAAUUAAUGUGCCUUGUACCGAAACGUUGCAACGAUAUGAUGAACCUGGGUCGCCUCCAAGGCUUUGAGGGCAAGCUGACAGCUCAAGGCAAGCUACUGCAGCAGGACACCUUCUACGUGACAGAGCAGGAUUCUGGAGUUCAGUCUCGACCGAAGGAGCGAAGGGUGUUUCUCUUUGAACAAAUAGUUAUCUUCAGUGAACUCCUUAGAAAAGGAUCUUUAACACCAGGAUACAUGUUCAAGAAAAGCAUAAAGAUGAACUACCUUAUCAUUGAAGAAAACGUGGACAAUGAUCCCUGCAAGUUUGCUCUAAUGAGCCGGGAAACAUCAGAGAGAGUAAUUUUACAGGCAGCUAAUCCAGAAAUUCAACAAGCUUGGGUACAGGACAUCAACCAGGUCCUGGACACACAAAGAGAUUUCCUAAAUGCGCUGCAGUCUCCCAUAGAGUACCAACGCAAAGAAAGUAGCUCAGCGGUGCUGAGGCCCCAGACCGGUAGGGUCCCUCAGCCCAACAGCAGACCCUAUUCUUCUGUUCCAGUAGGGUCUGAGAAGCCUUUGAAGGCUACAAGCCGUAACCCAUCUCUCCCACCCCUGAAGAUAUCUACCUCCAACGGCAGCACAGGGUAUGAACACUCACAGCCCGGAGACAAGUAUGAACAAAGCAAGACUGAUUUGGGAGGGUGCAAUGGGACCUCUUCUAUGGUGGUGAUUAAAGAUUACUAUGCACUGAAGGAGGAUGAGAUCUGUGUGAAUCAAGGAGAGGUGGUUCAGAUUCUUGCUAUCAACCAACAGAACAUGUUCCUGGUAUACCAGCCUGCAAACGACCACUCUCCGGCUGCUGAAGGAUGGAUCCCCGGCAAUAUCUUGGCUCCCCUCACUAAAUCCACUACAGAUAAUAGCGACGGAAGCAUCAAGAAGUCAUGUUCAUGGCAUACCCUGCGCAUGAGAAAGCGGGCGGAAAAGGAGAGCAGUGGCAAAAAUGAAGCCAAUGGGCCACAUAAAUCCAAGGAUAUUCUGGGGAACAAAGUCUCUGUUAAAGAGACAAACAGCUCAGAGGAAUCAGAGUGUGAUGACCUUGACCCCAAUACUAGCAUGGAGGUAGAGACAAUCAUCCUUGUGAUUAUUUUUUUUCCAAGAACAUGUGCCCGUUUUGAAAUGCCUUUGCUGAAAGGGGAGCUGGUGGGUCUGUAUUGCUCACAGACAUAUGUGCCAAUUGAGUGCGAGUCACGCAAAGCGCCAAUUCUGGUUUUGCCAAGCGUUGAACUGGAGUUUGGGCUGCCUUUGUGA
Molecule: messenger RNA, 2460 nt
Organism: Fulmarus glacialis (Northern fulmar)
Lineage: Eukaryota; Metazoa; Chordata; Aves; Procellariiformes; Procellariidae
Product: kalirin-like
Exons: 18
Coding region: 1-2460 (819 amino acids)
Biological process (GO): axon guidance; intracellular signal transduction
Cellular component (GO): postsynaptic density; cytoplasm
Molecular function (GO): protein binding; guanyl-nucleotide exchange factor activity
Source: RefSeq, a predicted model, not a curated record